AUGGCCACUACCGUUGACCAAAACAUUGAACAAUAUCCUUCUAUUCCAAACAACCACUUCGGUCCUAACAAUGACGAAUAUCAUACACUAGAUCCCGGGUCCCUGACAACAAGCUUUGAACGAAAUGUCCAACAUCAACGCAAUGAAUCAUCCUAUUCGCGAAAUUUUUCCAUUCUAGAUACAUAUGCCCAAGAGAGUCCAUCUCGACGGAAUAGUUAUAUAGAUGUUGGGAUUCCAUCACCAUUGCAAGAUAUCAACUCAGAUACCUCCAUCAUCAAAAGUUUUGACGUCUCUACUCAAAACAAUAGUACAACCAACUUGGAUCAAAAUGGGUUUGUCUCGAUUGAUAAUUCUUCGGCAACGGCACUUGACACUUCAUCUGAAAGAGACAGCUAUAUCAAACCAACCACAGAGGAGUCAGAUGCAGAGAUUUUAAAGUCCGACUUUGAUCGGUAUGGCUUCAAAAAGAGCACAUCUCAAGGACGUUCUGUUGCGGAAUAUAAUGCCUGGUUUGAACAAUAUUCGGAAUACACUAUCAGACGCAAAAAGAAGUGGGAAAGAGUCAUGAAAGAUCAUGGGUUGCAUAUAUUAACCGCGAGUACCUCAUCAUCCGCUGGUCGAAAUAACGAGGAGAUACCGACUAGGUUCCCGCCUAAGUCGGAUAAGAUAAAGAAAAUGGUGAGGCGAGGUAUUCCAUCAGAAUGGCGUGGCAAUGCCUGGUUUUUCUACGCAGGUGGAUACGACAAGCUACGGAAACACAAGGGACUUUACAAUAAGUUGGUGGUUGAAACAAGAGAUAUCCAGAAUAAAGAAACUGAAGUGAUUGAAAGAGAUUUGUUUCGAACAUUUCCUGACAAUAUUUACUUCAAUGCAUCUAUUAGUAAAGACCCUCCGACUCGUGAAGUCAGCUAUACUAGGGAAGAAACCGCCCUAAUCAAGUCAUUAAGGAGAGUUUUGACUGCUUUUGCUCAUUAUCAGCCACAGAUAGGCUACUGCCAAUCGUUAAAUUUCUUAGUAGGCCUUCUCCUACUUUUUAUGGAUGAAGAGCGUUCAUUUUGGAUGUUGGUCAUCUUGACCGAAAGAAUAAUCCCGAAUGUUCAUCUGGCAGAUUUGGAGGGUGUUCAUACAGAUCAGGGAGUUUUAAUGCUUUGUGUAAAAGAAUACUUGCCUACAUUGUGGGACACCUUGGGGACGGAUUUUGAAGGAGAAAGAUUGAAGGAGGAUAACGUAUUGGCUCGAUUGCCUCCAGUGACGUUGGUUACUUCGUCUUGGUUCAUGUCGCUCUUUGUUGGUGUCUUGCCCAUUGAAACCGCAUUACGUGUUUGGGACAUUUUAUGGUACGAAGGCUCCAAAACCAUUUUCCGCAUAUCAUUGACAAUCUUUAAAAUGUGCAUAGACUCUCCUGAGUUUCAAAGUCAACAAACUCCGGGAGCAGGAGAAAAUCAACAAGUUGAAUUAUUUCAGUUUAUGCAAGGGUUCCCCAAACAGAUUUUAGACCCGAAUUUGUUGAUCGAUCAUUGUUUCAAGAAAAUUGGUGGAUACGGAUUUGGUUCGUUAUCUCAAGGUGAAAUUGACAAGUGUCGGGAUUUCGUCGCAAGACAAAGACAAAAAAUGCAUUUGAAUACAAAACGGAAGGAUUUAACUGAAAUGACAGAAGAAGAGAAACAAAGCUUAAUGAACUCGACAAGUGGUGCGGAGAAGGAGAACAUACAUGAUGUUUAUGGAUUUCAUAGAUCUAUCAUGAGUGGAAUUGUAUGGAAUAAAAGCAUAAGCAACAAGAUGAAAAGAAGAUUUACAGGAAAAAGGGCGUAG
Lodderomyces parapsilosis is the source of this 1812-nucleotide messenger RNA. Its product is annotated as Rab GTPase-activating protein. The transcript has a single exon. The record is from RefSeq and is a predicted model, not a curated record. Bases 1 to 1812 code for a protein of 603 amino acids. Lineage: Eukaryota; Fungi; Ascomycota; Pichiomycetes; Serinales; Debaryomycetaceae.